AAUAAUCCGGUAAUUCGAUCUGACGAGUCAGCAAUUCCCUGACGUUGACCCAACACAUCACAUUCAUAUCCCACCGACAGCGAUUGUUUCAUCUGUACAAUAACGGGACCGAUUUUCGACAUCUCACGCGCACUCAGCAUACAUGAUACGAGAUUCUAUAUCAAAUUUGUCGCAAAUGCGCAAAUGACCACUAUCUAUUGCGUUUCCUCUGCGGCCUAUCGCUAGUUACCUGCAGCGUCGUCUUCGGUAGAAGCGCAUCCCGCGAACGAGCCAUUAUGGAACAGCAGCAUCACAUGUCUUUUCCCCCGCCGCCGACUCACGAGAAGCACGGUCUCCAACAAUCAGAUACCCGACACUUAUCGCCGUCGUCCGAUCCAACAGCAGUUAUUUUCGAUCGAUUUGACCGGUCCUUUAAACUUCCAUUGUAUCCUCCACCAUCUUAUGCGCAAGCUCACGAUCCCGGAGGCUUAAGGUUUCCCGAUCCCCCAAAGACGGAGCUCGCUCCGAUCAAGUUAUUGAAUGCGCCGAGUUACGACGACCUCAAACCCAGCAAUACCCACCUCCCUUCCCUAUCCACUUUAACAGCUUCAUCUAAUCCUCUAUACACCCCGCCUAACCCUCCAGAGCCAGCAUACUCUCCUCCGGCGCCGCCGCCUCUUAGUCACUGGCCGAGUCUUAAUCCUCUUACCGCAUAUUAUAAUCCGAGUCAUGCGCAGAACGCCGAAUCGCCCUUGCGCAUGGACGUAGACACGAGUAGUAGCAGCGGCGUGAGUGCUCCGUCGCCGGAUCGCUUCCAGGAUGGGAGGGCCAGUAGCGUCAGCCUGGAUGAUCCAGAUGUACGGAUGGCUGCUGAGGCCCUGGGCGAUCUGAGAGCAGACUUUAUCUCCUCUCCGUCGAACAAGCAUGCACCCACGCCUGGUUCGCCAAGUUCACAGGCGAACGGGUCACAUUCAGAACCACUAAUUUCGCUACUGACUACAUCCCAUCCCCUACUAGCCACGACGAUCGAGGGAGCUACAUCCGCAUACGUUAGCUCCAAGAACUAUUCUCCGAGAUUCAAAUCGAGUGCCGAAUAUGUAGAGGGAUAUGUCAUCCCUAUCGCAAACACGGUGGGGUCCGUUGGCCGCGUAACUGGCGUAGAAGGUGGUGUUAGAUGGUUCUUGGGCGGCGGAAGAAGACACAAGUCACAAAGUUCCGAUAUCGAAUCUGCUGACAUGGGCUCCAAUAAGCGCCGGAGGGUUGACGGGUCCGGUACUUUCAAAGAGACCACGCCAGAACCUCCAUCUGGCGCGCAGACUCCGAGAGCUUUCUUCGACAACCCACAUGAUCGUCGACUCUCGGUCGCAAGCACCGUAGAUACACUGCCUGCUUACGAUGAGCUGCGAUCUCCGCCAUAUGCCGAGCAGUUUGCGCCAUCCGAGACGCGCUCGAAUAGCGCGCCAUGGCAAUCACGUCUCAUCAUGUCGACAUCUGGUCUAAGUAUCGCCAUGAGCGAGGAAAGCCUACGUAGUCUGAAGUAUUGCCUUAGCUGGCUUCGGUGGGCCAAUGUUCGCAUUGGUAACGUUAUCAACGCCUUGAAAGCCACCAUGGAGAAGUAUGAGAAGUCUGAAGCCGGACCAACCGAGGGCGAUCAUCCGAUGGGUGGUACAUCGUCUACUGGUGAACAAGCUGAUAGGAAUCAGCUCGCGGCCAAGAUAGCAGAACUCAGGAUGGACGUACUCAGGACGCUCCAGGAUGUUAUCAACACAGUCAGCAGAUACGCAGGCGGUUCCCUGCCAGAGAACGCGCGAGAGCUUGUUCGACGUCAUCUGACGAGCUUGCCUCAAAGAUUUAGGGUCGCAAGCAUGGCCGGCGAUGGCGAACGGGAUGGGCACCGUGCAGAGACUGACGGGGAGGAGAGUCGAGAAGCGCAGGAGAAGGAGACGCGCGAGAGUGCUCAACGAGUGUUAGUCCUUGCUAAGGAAGGCCUCGACAUGAUGUCUCAAGUAUCCGGCGUUCUUGACGGCACCAUCGUCAGCGCGGAAGAGUGGUGCGAUCGAUUAGGCAGGCGAAAGCGGGAACAGCGAGAAAGUCUCCUCGGGGCUGCCCCUGUUCCUCAAGCACCUUUAGAUGAGGUAAAGAUUGGCUGAAAGGCAUGUAGGUAAAAGGUAUGAAAAAGUCCUAAGGCGUUUUACGGGGAAGACAAAAAAGAAAGAAAAUGCACAUAAAAUCGCAGGAUAAAAAAAAGGUUAUGAGG
Annulohypoxylon truncatum is the source of this 2236-nucleotide messenger RNA. Its product is annotated as transcription factor Opi1-domain-containing protein. The transcript has 2 exons. Gene Ontology annotation, molecular function: transcription corepressor activity. Gene Ontology annotation, cellular component: endoplasmic reticulum; nucleus. The record is from RefSeq and is a predicted model, not a curated record. The coding region runs from base 276 to 2129 and encodes 617 amino acids. Gene Ontology annotation, biological process: regulation of transcription by RNA polymerase II; phospholipid biosynthetic process; endoplasmic reticulum unfolded protein response. NCBI's taxonomy places the organism in Eukaryota, Fungi, Ascomycota, Sordariomycetes, Xylariales, Hypoxylaceae.